AGAUGAAAUUAUUUCCAAGUUAAAAUCGUGGAAAGCUCCGAAACCUUGACGAUUUCAUGCUUUUGAACUUAAUUGAAAUUAAAGUGAUAAAUUUUUUUAUAUUUUUUGUAAGACUUAUAUACCUGGUUUCAGUGAAUUUGUGUUGCUUGGGCCAUUUCGUUGGACCAAACUUUUCAGUCUUCGGUGUUAUCUUUAAAGUUUACUCAACGGAAAGAAACGAAGCGGGGUUCGAUUGCUACGUCUUGCUUAUCCAUCAAAGAUUUUGGCUUCACUAAACCCAAGGAACCCAAAAUAAAUCGUAAACUUGCCUUCCGAAAUCGCUCGUGCUUGGAGGACCUCUUAGCUUUCUUAUUCCAUUCAAGUCCAAUUUCCGACUAUCAACUUAUCUCUUAACCCCAGCAACUGUCCUAAUAUUAUCAAAACUCAAUUACAACAACAAACUUCUACUGUAUUUCUACAACGCCUUAAAAAGUUUGGCACUAAGCAUGCAACCGCACUACCUCAACGCUGACCUAACCAAGUCAUUUCUGGAAGUGCAGCCCUACGUUGUGCCCGCCGUAGUUAGGUCCCCCGCUGCCACCCUCGCGGCCGCCGCCGUAUACGCUGCGCAGGAGCGGCCAGUCAUUGUGAAGGGUGUCAAGAGACUACAGUUCUUCCUGUUCAGCAUCAGUUGUCUACUCCUAAUAUCUGGCAUUGGCGGGGAGGCAAUGGCCAGUUUUACCCGCUACUUGAGGUCUCUCAAGUGGACCCCUUUGCCGCUUGGUGUGGGUUUUGCUGUCAUUGCUGCCACUCAGUACAGACACACACGGAAGAGAGAAGAGCAACGCCUGGCUGCCGAGGGGGCUGCUUGCAUAGCAAGACCUUGGGAAGUGCAGGUUUAUAAGCUACUUCCCUUGCGGCACUUUUCCAGAUUUUGGGGAUGGAUUAAUGAUAUUGAAUUACCUCUCUGGUGUCGCUCAACGGUUCUGGGCUCCUAUGUUCGAACAUUUGGCUGUGACAUGACUGAAGCCGAGGUCGAGGACAUCUUGCAGUACAACUCGCUGUCAUCGCUGUUCCGACGGUCGCUUAAGCCUUCGUCACGUCCCGUGAACGCCGCGUCUGCGCUCACCAGCCCUGUUGACGGCACCAUCCUGCAGGCUGGACGGGUCUCCUGUGGAACGCUCCACCAGAUCAAGGGCGUGACAUAUUCCCUGGGGUCGUUCUUGGGCCCCAACAUAUGGUCUGGGGUUAGCCCUGACGACGGGGCUACAGCUGACGACUCCUGCUACCACAACUCUUGUAUCACAGACCCUGACGCCAACGAAUUACAUCAGGUGGUUCUGUACCUUGCGCCAGGCGACUAUCACAGGUUUCAUUCCCCUGCCGACUGGAAGGUAAUUCACCGUCGUCAUUUUCCUGGCGAACUUCUGAGCGUCAAUCCAAGCUUUGCGGCUUGGAUUCCAAACUUGUUUGUUCUGAACGAGCGCGUCGCCUACAUCGGCACUUGGAAGUACGGCUUCUUCUCAAUGACAGCCGUCGGCGCUACAAACGUCGGCUCCGUCAAAACUUACUUCGACGAAGACCUGCGAACCAAUGAACGAUGCCGGCCCUCAUGUACAUUCAGUGACAAAACGUUUGAAGGUCCCGGUCAUAAUUUCACAUUCAGCAAAGGGGCGCCUUUUGGAGAAUUCAAUCUUGGUUCGACUAUAGUCUUGCUUUUUGAAGCUCCAAAGAAUUCUGUGAUGAGUGUACUUCCUGGUCAAAAAAUCAAAAUGGGUGAAGCUUUAUUAGCUCCUGAAACCUUCACUGAUAAAACUGCAGGAUCGGAUAAAGAUUGCGUCCACAACAAAGGGGUUGAACGGUGAUGCUGUGAUCUUUAGAUAAUUUAUUUACUGUGAAUGUUUUGAAGUUUUAUUGUUAAUGAAUGAACCUCUAUAAAUUUACGCGAGUGAUGUUAGUCAUUUCCUUGUCCGUAAGUUAUUAGAACAAAUCUGCUUACUGAAUAGACAAUGAUUCUUGUGUUGUUUAUAAAAUUAUUGGUAUAGAAUUUUGUGUUAGUGCCACGAUUGGACUGGAAAUCUAAGGCUGCUUUUUUGCAGGGCCCGAAACUCUAAUUAAAUUUUCAACAGUAAGGCUCCCUUGAAUCCAGUGUUCGGUGAAUGAGGUCAAUUUUACCUAGUUGCGUUAAAAUGUAGUAAUUUCCUCCCUAAUUUCGGUUUAAGCUACUGAAAUGAAUCAAAAUCUUGAAUUCUUGCGUUCUGUUAGCUGACAGGACCAUUGCCUAGAGCAUUUAUAUGUGCUGUGUCAUUUUUAUUUAUAUAUUAGUUUGAUAUCAAUUCGUAGUCAAUUCAUUGGACAGACGGUACGAGGGUCAGGGUGGAAUUCUACAGUACUAUUUUAAAUCAUUUUCACCCAGUUGCUCAAUGGACUGAAUAACCUGGGCGGUUUCGUUGAAAAAAAAUGCAGCCAUUGUAAUAUCUGCCUACCUGUAUCAGUUUUCUUCUUCACCCCUAAAACUAAGCCCUGCUAAUGUUUGUUGACGCAGGCAUGAAUUUUGGUUAGCUCCUCUAGUCAUCUAAGUCAUAUUAGGUUAUGUUAAUGAGAUGGCAUUCUAGCUCUACGGAUUAAGUCUGAGCCUUUGAGUUUUGUUGAGUGAUGUUAUGUAUGAUGAGGAGAGAAUGAUGUAUUAGAUUUUCAGUAUGAGUAAAUGAAUCCAAAUCCUCAGCCCAAACUUGAAUGUUUGAUGAAUAAAUCGACGAAAAGUGCACUCUUUGCAGUAGAAGCUUCGAUGGCAGUUGCUUGACCAAAGUAAGGAUCGAAUUAGCUUGGCUGUAUCAAUUGUUCCAUGUACUAUCAUAUAAAAUUGACCAAUUUCGAGUCUCAUGAUCUAAUAGCAAUUUUGUGCAGUCUAGUUCGCUGUAUCACCAUUGUUCUUGAUGUAGGUGUUAUCUAUAACUAUGUACUCGGAUAUCUCGAUAGUUGUCUUUCGUGUCGCACUAUUACAGUGAAUAGAUGUUCGACUAAGACGCAUUUUGAACGAGCGCACUGGACCAUCUCAAGGUCAAUUCAUUUUAAAUAUUAAAUUGGCGAAAAGAACUGACGCAACCUAACAUUCCUCUAGAUCUGCACGUCGGUCGGUGUUUUUCGGCAAAUGUCUUUUAGUUUUUGGUACUUAUUGUGAAUUUGGUCGAGCUAUGUGUGGCACGAAGGCGCUCCACCUUAGUGAACCUGCCUGCAUCUUUACCCAGUGCCGGCAAUUUAUCGUCGUUUGCUUGGGAAGUAUCCUGUAGUUACAUAACUGCUCCGAUAACUUGGGCACAUGAACAAGGGAUUAAUCGACAAUUUUGCAAGUUGAUUGUGAUAGACGGAAGGGUUAUGAAUGACUAAACGCAGGCGUCAAGUGACCUGUGAUAAGGAAACGAGCAUUUUUUAGGUUAAUUUUAUACAUAUGUUUGUAAUGAAGAACUUUCUAGCUACCUCCAUCUUGACAUGGACUGUCAAUGCUACCUAACUAAUCGUGCUUGACUUUCUCGCUUUCAGCGUCAUAUUUUUCAACGAUCAUUAAUCUCGUGAUGAGAUAUUUUUCUUUUCAUUCAGUGUUUCUAAUAUAUUCAAAUAUUCAGGCCAUGCAAGUGUAUUGAAGAAUGCUAAAUUUAACCAUUUUAGGGGGACCUUAGUCCCCCCUGAAAGCAUCGUCCUUUUUCGGGCACUGGAAUAAAAAGUUAUAUUCAUUCAUCGACUAUUGCUUAGAAUUUCGCAGUUCAGUUUUUUAUUAUUUAAAGUUUUAUUAAAUCUUACGCAGAUCUGUGUACACGGAAACUUGUCUUGCCGCUGCUUACUUGACCAUUGCAAGUCGUAAUAUUGAAUGUUAUAGAAAACUGCGUAACGUACGAAUGAAUAUAAAGUUCGACUAUUCGUUCCUAAUUUAGCGAAGAACAAUAAUUCGUAAUAGUCAAUAUGCGAUUAGGGUAGAUUAGGUAUUCGCCGAAUUUAGUUGGGCGUUUGGUUGAUUACCGAAAUGAAAGGAAACGACCAAAUUUGAUAAGAAUUACGUCAUCUGCGAUCUUACAGCUAGUCGAGGCUUUAAACUUGACAGCGUUUAAACUCGUUUUUCGAUCUCGGCAAAACUUGAAUAACUUCCCAAUUUGUGAACUUGUGCUAAUCAAUUCAAUCCUAGUGAGAAAGACUAGUCCAGUACCAGCAUUUGGACUUGAUUUAUGCUCUCAAUUAAUGCUUCAAUAGUGUCUCAGAAAGGUGCAGCUCUGACGUGACCAUGUAAAUACAAUAAAUGUUGGAAUCUAA
Hyalella azteca is the source of this 4281-nucleotide messenger RNA. It is a transcript of the gene Pisd, whose product is annotated as phosphatidylserine decarboxylase proenzyme, mitochondrial. Gene Ontology annotation, cellular component: mitochondrion. The coding region runs from base 486 to 1844 and encodes 452 amino acids. The transcript is spliced from 7 exons. Gene Ontology annotation, molecular function: phosphatidylserine decarboxylase activity. The record is from RefSeq and is a predicted model, not a curated record. Gene Ontology annotation, biological process: phosphatidylethanolamine biosynthetic process. NCBI's taxonomy places the organism in Eukaryota, Metazoa, Arthropoda, Malacostraca, Amphipoda, Hyalellidae.